AUGGCUCCGAAGGUGGCGAACGAUGCCAAAGAAAGUUUGGUUUUGGAUGAAUCUCCGUCGACCGUCGAUCAGGCGAAUGAUCAAGAAACUGAGGUUAUUGAAACUGACCAGGAACGUAUGUCUGCGCAUCUCUUGAAAAAGCGACAUUUUAAGCGUUAUACGACAUGGCCAGAAAUAGAAACGCUGAAGUUCUAUCGCGUUCUCAGCACGACCGGUACUGUGUUCAGCGCAAUGCAAUCGCAUUUUCCAAACCUAAGUUACCAGGCUCUGAAGGGCAAGUUCAAGCACGAAGAAAAGCGUAAUCCGGAGAAGAUCGACCGCGCGUUGCGUUGGCACUACCUUAAUCAAGGCAAAAUGCCCGCCCCAUCUUCGUUUCUGCUGCAUGGAAAGCCGGACAUAGAGUAUGGUUUCAGACUAUUUUUUUAA
This is a messenger RNA of Soboliphyme baturini, 426 nucleotides long. The record is from the annotation of a GenBank genome assembly. NCBI's taxonomy places the organism in Eukaryota, Metazoa, Nematoda, Enoplea, Dioctophymatida, Soboliphymatidae.